AUGCAUGUCGACAAUUCCAAUGCUGGUAGUCCAUUUAAGGCCGAAGACCAUUAUGACCUCCCGAUCCGACAAUUGCCACCACCUUACUAUGAUCAGCCUUCGGGAUCACACUUUCAGCCGCAACAUGAGUACCACUCCUAUCAGCAACACAAUGAGCCCGAUCCCGAGCACGAAUUCCCUCUUGAUAUCUACAGUCAGCUUGCCUCACUGCGCCUCCAGGGCAACCGGAACACAACAACCAUUCGCCGCAUCGAGGAGCAGCAAGCCCGCACCAACAACUACAUGGAGGAUCUUUGGUAUCAUUUUCGGCCCGAUGAAGGUUACCCCCCUCGUGGGCCUCCUCCACCUUGA
This is a messenger RNA of Lactuca virosa, 351 nucleotides long. The record is from the annotation of a GenBank genome assembly. Lineage: Eukaryota; Viridiplantae; Streptophyta; Magnoliopsida; Asterales; Asteraceae.